AGGAGCUGGCCCAUGAGCAUAAGAUCUUGUAUUUGGGCUUUUCAGUCUUUGGGUAUCUAGCACAGCAAAGAUGUAGAAGCAUCCAGACACCAAUUCCAUUUUAUAAACAGAUGGAGCAAGCAGCACAGCUCACAAAUGUGCACUGUGGGAUGGCUUCGGAGUCUUACUGUCAUGGGACCAGCAGGAGCUUUGAAAUGAACAAGAGGAAUAUUCUGUUAUCUGCCAAAGCAUCAUGGAUUCACCUGGAUGAAGAUUCUCUGACUCCAACUAUAGUGGAUAACCCUCCUCCUGAUUCACAGCUGGAAGAUUCUAAAGAAGAAAAUAUUCGCCACUGGCUGGAUUCUGGAUUCUUCUCAUCUACAAGUGAAGAUUUACAAGACAGAGAAAAAGCAGUUUCCUUGGUUAUCCCAGGAAUGGUGCAAAUGACUGUGCAAAGUUAUAUGAGAUCUCUGCAUCAGUUUUCAGAAACUCCUGUUAUGUCAAGGUGGAACAGUUUCAACUCAUCCCAGUCUCUUUCUAGUGCACCAAAAAGCAUCACUGAAUGGCUGAAGCUCUGGGAAAAGGAUCCAGUUGAGAUUCUACUAGAUUUGGGGUUUGGAACAGAAGAACCUGACAUUUGUACUAAAAUCCCUUCUCGAUUCAUCAGUAAUGCUUCCGUUGCAAAAGGAAUCAACAUCCGAGUCUUUCUGGAAGCUCAAAAACAGCGUAUGGACAUUGAGAAUCCCAAUUUAUACGGGCGUUUUCGACAACUGGAGGUCCUGGAUCAGGUGACUAGUGCCUUCUCCUCUUUGCUGAAUGGCGUUAACACCCAGCAGCAGAAACCAGAGGAGAGUAGUGGGGAAGAAAAGAGCAUGAUGGACAUUCAGAGGAACAAAGCUAAGGCCACACGAGCAAAGCAGAGAAGGCUAGGUCAGCUCCUGAGAAAAGCUUCCAGACAGGCAACUGUUUGUCAAAGGAGCCCUCAGACGUCUGGAAUUUUAGUGUCAUUCAAGGAUAGAGAAGAACCGUCUCCCACCUCUGCCGAGACGGACAGGUGCAGAACAAUUAGGACAUGCUUUUCAGAAAAUAAUACCUUGGUGGGUCUGGCAGAGGAACAGUCUUCCACUGAGGAUGGUGCACUAACGUUAUCCCAGCUGCCACAGGCUCCCAUAGGGAAAUCUCAGUUUUUGUCAUAUAUGCCUAUAGAGCAGCCCCAGCUUUCUUCUGCAUCAGAGAGGGUUGUCAAAGACAGACCAAGGAAGGAGUCCAAUUUGCUCUUGACCAACAUGCUCAGAAGGGUGUCAGCUCUAAAGGGCAAGCCUCCAGAUUCAUUUGAAAUGGAAGAGAUCCAAAGCUUUGAGGAUGAAACUCCAUGGGGAAAUCCUCGUGAUAGUACUUCAGAAGUGCUGAUGACAAGAACAAACAGCUGCCAGUCUGACAGCAGUGGAUUUCUGGAGGAACCUCUGGAGCCAUUCCCUUUACAAAACCCACCUUUUCCAGGAAACCUGAAUCUUGGCUGUGAUACCCAUGACCGAAAAUCAGCUCUGCCACAAAGAACAGCUCUUGUUGCAUCACACCGGGAUUUUUAUCAAAAGCCAAAGAGCCCUGUUGCUUAUACUUCCACUGCAGAUUGCAAAAACCUUCCAAGUGUGCCUAGUCCAGACAGAGAACAGGACCAGAGGGAAGAGAUCAUCCUCCCACUAACUGUGGAAGAUAGUCUACAUCAAACCAUCAGUGAUGAGUCAGAGAAUGUUGUCAAAGAAAUGGUGUAUGGUGUAAAUAAUAAGCAGGAGAUUAAAACUGGAAGAGGGCAAUUGGAGAAAGAGGAAAGUUGCAUUCAACAGGAUACUCCAUGCUUUCAGAAUGAUAAUCAGGAUGUGGGGGACAUUAAUACCCCUGAACUUGACUGUCAUUUAUACUGCAGUUCAAUACCCAAAAGCACAGCUCCAGCUCAUGCUCAAGAUAAUGGCACAACUCCUAUUGACUUCACAGACAGUGGAGCCUGUGCCAAAAACGAAGAAAGUGAAGGUCCUUUAACUGAGGACGAUAAAAGGAAAGUACUUAAGGAAAAUAUCCAGGAGGAUAUUACAGGAAGUGUAAAAGGAAAGAGAUGUAAUAUGGAGUUUUUCAGUAAAGCUGACACGGUGGUUCCAGUCACCAAAGCCACAAGUGUUCAACAGUUUUUCAAACUGGACUUUGAUAUAAAAUGUGUAAGUCAUUCGUCUGAAGCAGAGACUCCAGCAACCCAAUGGCAGGUCUUCCAAGUUGAAAAUGAAAGCAAGGUUAUUUCAAGCAGUUCUAUACCAGCAUCUAACCUUGCUGCUCACUGCUCAGAGGGCAGAUCUGAAUUUAGUUCCCAGGAAAGCACAGAGACUUGUUUAGAUAAAAUAUCAGGAGACAAGAAGUUGGUGAAAGAUGACUCUGUCCAAAACACUGAAAUAUACACCAAUCCCUCUAAAUCUGUUACUGUUCAGAUGUCUUCAAGGCUGAUGUCCACUGGGCAAAAAGUUUCAUUGAGCGAGGGCCUUAGUAAAGACCCAUUUUCAGAAAUUAAAUCCAUAAUGUCCCAGUGCUUUGAAGAUGAACCUGUAAUUACUUCAGAACUGGAUACUUUGAAGGAAGGUCUAAGAGAGACAAGAGAAGCUUCCAUUCAAACUGAUACAAUUGAAAUGAAAACAAGAAAUCGGUGGCCUGACCCACAACUUCUCCCUCCUUUCUAUAGACAUGGUCAUCUCACAAAAUCAGUCUCCCUAGACACUGGGCUUUAUGGAAAAUACAGAUCAUCCUACUGUGAAGUCUUUGGUGCCUGGUCUGCCCAGUGUGGUCAUAGCUGUCAUUGUUUCUGCUGCCAUCAUUGCUGCCACUGCUCAAACCCUGCUGCUAUAGAGUUACAGCUUUUGAAAAUGUUAGAGCUGCUCCAGGAUACAGCACUGAGGACCAUUACUCCAUGCACAAUCCAUGAAAUCGAAGUUAUGAAGAGAUCUUGCCAGAGUUUCCGAGAGAAGCUAGAUGAGAUUGAGCAGCAUCUGGUAGAGCAACAGAAUCUUUUUUCCAGUGCUAUGUCAGAUGAAGGAAGAGAGGAAAAAAGACAACUGCAGGUCUUGCGUCAAGCUGUUCGUCGUGAAGUUUCUGAACUGGAAUAUCAGCUGAAUGAUCGAUCUCGCCAGGUUAGGGAGGGAAUUCUAAUGCAGCUGGACCAAUUACUAGGAGAACAAUCCCAUCUGUUUUCAGAACUUGGACUCCCUGAUUGCAGGGAAGAGAGAACUGCCCAGAAUAAGCAAGUUGUUCCAGAUACAGCUGACACUAUGAAUUCUAGAGCUGGGAGCUCAAAAAUAGUAUUUCCAAGGGUUCUGAGGAGAAGUGAAAUGCUCCCAUCAACUCCAUCAGCUUCAAUGGACAGAACACCUGAGAUGCAAUUUCUUGCUAUAGCAACAGCAGAGCCAGAUCUACGGGAACUCCUCACUGGUAAAAAAGAAAUAAAAGGACCUCCCCAGCCAAAAAUUGACUUUAAGGCUUUUCUACAAAGUCUCAAGAAAUAUUUCCGAAACUCUUUCAGUAAUGACACAGAGGAAUGACAAGAUUGAUGGAAGACAGACAACUUCUGGACUUUAUAGUUGUGACUUCUCCUUACAACAAACAUUCUAAACCAGCUGAAGCAUUUCAGAAACAGAAGGAAGCAGCUGCUAUUUGCCAUUGGGUGUUAAAUAUAUUUUUGCAGUGCGAGGGCUGCCCUGGAGAGCAAGCCAUUUUAAGGGAUCAUCUAGAUCAGUGUUUCUCAACCAGUGGUAUGAGUACCUGUAGAGGUACU
Molecule: messenger RNA, 3787 nt
Organism: Pelodiscus sinensis (Chinese soft-shelled turtle)
Lineage: Eukaryota; Metazoa; Chordata; Testudines; Trionychidae
Source: RefSeq, a predicted model, not a curated record